UAAGAAUGAAUGAUUUCUUUCUUGAUAAUGUAACAGGUGAUUUAUACAGUUUUAAUUAUGAUACUGGAGAAUGGGUAAGCAAAGGAAAUGCUGGAUUACAUAGUAGAAGAGCAGCUGAAGAAUUUAAAACUAUAGGCAAAUAUAUUGUUAAGGCUCCAUAAUACAAAGUAUCUAGAAUGAAAGAAAUUGAUUAACUUUAUGUUUCAAAAGAAAAUGAGAUAGUGUGUAAUUUGAGAAAGAAUUCUAUGCAUAACUAUUUAUUUAAUGGUUUGCCUUUUGAAUUUGUGGUUCCAUUUAAGAAUUCAUGGGAUGUUCAUCCAUUUAAUUUUGUCAAUCCAAAGAAGACGUUUUAAACAAUGGCUGAUUGUGAAAAAGGUACUCCAUCUAUCUUUACUGAUAGGACCCCUUGUGAUUUAAGUUACAGAUAAUAUUGUAGCUACUUAAUUCUCUAUACGUUCUAAGUAUAAGGAAACAGUUCAAAUAAUGCGUAAUUUUAUGGGAUAUUAAUUAAGUAUUAUAAUAUUUUAUAUAUAGCCAAAUUAUGUUCUGGUAGAUCACAAACAAUCCCUAUUGAAAUAGCAUCUAUAAAAUAGAAUGAUAAUGCAAUGGAUAUUUAUUUAGAACAUUUAGGUCGUAGUAAAUAUCAUAACUAAAAAACCAUUAAAUUUAAUGUUAUUACAGAAUUUCAUCAUGCAGGAUUUGCAGCUAAGAAAUCUAAUCAAUUAGAUGUUGUAGUCAAUAAUGCAAUUGGAAAAAGAAAAUUUAAAUAAACAAUUUAAAAAUUAAAUCCAAAAGAUUUGGACAGAUUAUUAGAUUAAGUAUAAAUCAAAAUAAUUAUUUUUGUUAGAAUUCAUCUUUGCCAUAUUAACCUCUUUAAAAUGAUUAAGAUCGUUAGCCUAGUAUAUAUAGUUCUUAACCCCAAUAUAAUAUUGAGGAAUAGCCUUUGGUAUUCAAUAAGACAGGUGCAGAGAUUAUUUAAUUUCUCCAUCCAUCUAUUGAUAAAUCUUUAUUUCAAGAAUCAAAACCACUUUGGGUUCCUGGUUAUUUGUCUUAAAGUAGAUUACAAAAGAGUUAAUUGCAAUAAAAAUAGAAUACCACAGGUGAAGAGGGUUUAUCUACACCUUUCUUGACAGAAUAAAAACAGAUUACUACUCCGAGGAUACCACGGACUACUUCAUAACAACAUUUUAGAGUGAUUUAAAAAGAUAAAUGGAUAACAAAUAAGAAUUUUAAAGUAUGA
Messenger RNA from Paramecium primaurelia, 1240 nucleotides. The record is from the annotation of a GenBank genome assembly. Lineage: Eukaryota; Ciliophora; Oligohymenophorea; Peniculida; Parameciidae.